Coccidioides posadasii C735 delta SOWgp is the source of this 2418-nucleotide messenger RNA. NCBI's taxonomy places the organism in Eukaryota, Fungi, Ascomycota, Eurotiomycetes, Onygenales, Onygenaceae. The record is from RefSeq and is a predicted model, not a curated record.
AUGGCUUCCAGUCCCUCCAGCGAUGCCAUAUGUCAAGCGCUGCUCAGGUUCAUCACUGACGGGAAGUUCCCCGACUCAGAAGACCUCGUGUCGACCGAAUUUCCUCUAGAGGUCAUCCCGACUGAGCUGCAAGAGAUAACAACGGCCAAGAAAGAGGUUGAGAAUGAAAUAUCAACCCUCAGCCGAGAAACAGCGACGAAUAUAGACGACUGGAUAGUUCAAGCAAAAAAGCUGCAUCAGGAUAUAGAACGCUCUCGGCUGACCGCUAGAGAAAUUGUUACACUACACGAAAAGGGACGAGCGCUUCGUGACCGGGUCUCUGAUGCGCAAUCCGCGGUUGACCAACUACAUGAGGACAUUGUGUCGAAUGAAGCUAUACUAGAAACACUGGGGCAAGCGCGCUUGAUUGACAAUAAACUUGCAAAUGCACAGUUAGCCCUUGAUCGCGGUGAAUGGAUAAGAUCUAUUGAUCUUUUGGACGAUAUUGGGGAUUCACUAGCCAGUAGCAAGCUUCCCCAAAGCACCAAUAUCGUCGGUUUAUUGUCCACAAAAGUCACGCAGCUGCAUGCCGGUAUUUCCAAUGCCCUUCGAGCCGAAUGGAGCACUCUGAUCAAAAUCGAUGCCACCUCAGAUCAGCCAACAAUCACCAUACACGGUAGCGUUUUGGACGAUGUUGUCAGUUCUUUUCAAAAGGAUCUGAUCAACUACAUCCUUCGGCCUGUCAUCUUCCCCGUUAAGACGGGCCAAUGGCGCAUAUUCUCUGUGGAUGGAAACUGUUUGCGACUAGUCCUGGCCCCAUCGCGACCACUACUUUCAGAUUUGCUAAACAGUGUACUAUCGGCAUUUUCGUAUCUCAAAGAAAACCUGCCCUCUAACAUCCUUGAAUGCCUGUUCACCACCCUCGCCGGUACCAUCGUUUCACCAUUGACAACAAAGUGGCUAUCACCUUCGGUCCCAAGCGAAGUCUCCUCGCUUGAGGCAUUCCAGGGAACACUGGACCGGAUCCAUCGAUUUGUUUCAGAUUUAGAAAAGCAAGGCUGGCACGGACUGGAAGGGCUUGGUGCUUGGGUUGGACAAGUUCCCCGCCUGUGGCUUAGCCAACGACGGUCCAAGGCCUUGAAUGAUGUGCGACUGGCUAUGUCCCAUAGUACUGGGAAAAUCCGGAAGGUAGAAAGAAUCGAGAAGCAGCAUGUAUCCGGGGACAACGGCAUGUUCAUUGAAGGAAAUGGUGAGGAUGAUUGGAAUGCUGAAUGGAGUGACAACGAAGACGAAGAUACCCUAAAGAGCACAACCAUUAAAACAACUUCGGAAGAAACGGAAAACCAAGCAGACCCCGGAAACGAAGACGACGCUGACGAGUCUUGGGAUUGGGAUGACGACAAUGAAGAGCCUCCAGCGGCUGCUCAACCGGAAGCGAGCUCUGAAUUAAAUUCGCAAGCUAAGGGACAUGGCGGCGAUCACAAAGACUCUCAGCGGGAGUUGAUUUUGAAGGAGUACUAUGCCGUAACAGAUUUACCAGAUCGUAUUCUUACUAUCAUAUCUAACCAAGUCGCCGACGCUGAGGAUUUGACAAAUUUAGGGAGCUCUCAAUUGAAGCUGGCUUCUUCGCGGCCUGCUCUACUUGCAUUGCCUACAUUGAUUGUUGCAAUGUUCAAAGCCACGGCGCCAGUACUAUACUCUCAUAGGUUCGAUGCCGGUCAGAUGCACCUAUAUAAUGAUUGCAUGUAUCUUGCAGAAAAACUACGUUCAUUUUCAGAGGCCCAAAAUCUCCCCAAGCUAAGCUCGGAUGUUGAGUCUAUCGAAAAAUUUGGCAAGGCAGCAUACGGAAAGGAGCUUCAGUCGCAGCGUACUAUCUUAAGUGAUCUUCUUGAUGGCUGUCAGGGAUUUUCAACCUGUUCUGAAGAGCCCUUUCUGGGAGAGUGCAAAAAUGCAAUGGCUGCAGCAGUCGACAGAGUGAGAGAUGUAUACAAGGAGUGGCAACCAAUUUUAUCCCGCUCUGCACUCCUUCAAUCAAUGGGAAGACUCAUAUCGGCAGCGAUAAACAAAUUAAUACUAGAUAUCGAAGAUUUGAGCGACAUUUCAGACGCUGAGUCCCGGCGACUGGCUGAAUUCUGCACCAGUCUGUCCAAUCUAGAGGAUCUAUUUCUUCCUGAUCCUAGCACAGAUCCCAAUGCCGCCAACCAGCCAGAAGCGAUACCAAUGACGGCCAUGUACGUUCCGAAUUGGCUGAAGUUCCAGUAUUUAAUAAAUAUCCUUGAGAGUUCUCUGGCGGAUAUCAAGUACAUGUGGACUGAAGGAGAAUUGAAGUUGGAGUUUGAUGUGGAUGAGUUGGUUGAUUUGAUCAAAGCCCUUUUUGCAGACUCGGACCAUAGGAAGCGGGCGAUUGCGGAGAUACGGCGGACUGCUGGUGUAUCUUAG